Molecule: messenger RNA, 2183 nt
Organism: Drosophila grimshawi
Lineage: Eukaryota; Metazoa; Arthropoda; Insecta; Diptera; Drosophilidae
Gene: Srp68
Product: signal recognition particle subunit SRP68
Exons: 4
Coding region: 121-1944 (607 amino acids)
Biological process (GO): SRP-dependent cotranslational protein targeting to membrane
Cellular component (GO): signal recognition particle, endoplasmic reticulum targeting
Molecular function (GO): signal recognition particle binding; 7S RNA binding; endoplasmic reticulum signal sequence receptor activity
Source: RefSeq, a predicted model, not a curated record
UGGAAUCGAAAACAAUGAUGACGUUUACGUUUGACGACCCGACUGUCGUGUAUUCGUAUAUUUUAUACUAAUCCGUGGCUAUUUACACGUUGUAGCUGUAUAGCUGGUAUUGCUAAAACAAUGGUUGUCGAGGAGCCAAGUCCAAAUAAUGGAACAGAAAGUGUCGAGAAAGCGGACAGUGUCACAGCCGUGCCGGAACCAGUGAAAAUCUUCACUGUUGAAAUACUGCAUAUGAUCAAGGAUGCCCAGCAACAGCAUGGCCUCCGACAUGGUGAUUAUCAACGUUAUCGCGGCUACUGCACACGCCGCAUUCGCCGUCUGCGCAAGGCCCUCAAGUAUCCCCAGGGCGACAAGCGUCACUUCAAGCGUCGCGAUGUGACGCUCAGCCAGCUGACGGGCAAGAAGGCCGACGAGCGUUUCAUACACAUACCGUUGAUAAGUGCGGAACGCGCCUGGGCAUAUGCGAUGCAGCUAAAACAGGAGGCCAACACGGAGCAGCGAAAGCGUUUCCACCUGAUUAACAAACUGCGACGCGCCUGUUUCUAUGCUCUUCAAUUGCAGGAGCUGUGCAAUACGGAGGCGUUCGAUGCACGCACCAAGCUGGAGUGCGAGGCAUAUGUGGCCUGGAUGCAUGGCAGUUUGCACUUUGAACUGCAGCUGUGGGAUUCGGCUGGUGAGCAUUUAAAACGCGCCCAGGUGGUGUAUGAGAAUUUGGCCAAGGCGCUGCCCGACGACGAUCAGGAGCUGUAUCGCGCCAAAGUCAAUGAGUUCACGCCCAAUUUGCGCUAUUGCGCGUACAACAUUAGUGGCGGGGCCAGCGGUGGCAAGAUCGAUGAAAUCCUCGAGUUGCGUGCCCAGGGUGUUCUGGAGAACUUAGAUGUGCUGGUGAGCCAAACGAAGUCCGAGAGCAGCGAGGGACUGCAGACAAUUGACUGGCGUGGUCGCAAGGUAACCGUGCGGCCGGAGAAGGUGCGUUUGUUUUUGCUCAGUGCACAGGAGCUGGAUAAAUCACUGGCAAAGACAACGAAACUGGAUGGCAAGAUUGAGCUGAUCGAACGCAUUUUGAUGGAUUGCAAGGAUGCCAUCCAGGCAGUGCGGGACGAGAUCAAACAGGAUCCCAAGCUGCGCUCCCUGACCACUGGUCAAACGGUCUCUGGCGUACAGUAUUUGCUGGCAUAUCUGAGCUACAUUCGCCACAGCCGUACUCUACAGCGCAAUUUGUGUUUGGUUGAUCAGGCCAAGUUGAACUUUGAUGAUCCCAAUCAGCAGCAGAGCCAAACUCAGACCGAUGGCAAACGUGUGCGUCCGCAGGAUUUGGCACGUCUAUACGAGAUAAUCUUGCAGAAUGUCACUGAAAUGCAGCAGAUCAGCGGCAUGGAGGAUGAUGCUCAGUAUCAGGGCGAGGUGGCCAAUUUGGCUCACACAUUUAAGGCUUUCCGCUGCUAUUACAUUGCGCUCACGCUCAUCGACAUGAAAAAGUGGAAGGAGGCCGUGGCGCUAUACGAACGCGCCUCCAACUAUGCCAACGAUGCGCUCAAGGGCAAACCCUGUGCCGAAUUCCAAAUGCAAUCGGAGCUUAAGCGAAUGCUUUCCUCAAUCGAUGGCAGCAAGUUCUCGGCCCAUGCGUACAGUGUGCUGGAGGAUGACAAUAGCGAGGAUGCCGCCGGUGUCUCGACCAAGUCGCAGAAAACAACGAAACCACUCUACGAGCGCCUCUCCCAAUACAAGGAGGAUCAAUCGCUGCACACCCGAUCACCCAAUGUGUUUAAGCUGACGCCCGACAUGGAACCCAUACCCUGCAAGCCGCUAUUCUUUGACUUGGCCAUGAACUACUUGGAGUUGCCAUCGCUGGAGGACAAACUCGAGUCGCCGGGCAAGAAGGGUGCCUCCAUAACGGGCUUCGUCAAGGGCUUCCUCGGCUGGGGUGGCGGUGGCAAUAAGUGAGACCUCAACUGCAUGAUCAAAACUCGAAAGCCCCCUCGUAUAAAAUUCCAUGUUGAUGUUGCUUUUAUAGAAAAGACGUCAAACUGCCAAUGUAGUUUGAACGUUUCAUUAUUGUUUUUGCUUUUAGAUACUGGCUUUUCUUUUAGUAUAAAUACGACUACCAACAACAAACAAGAUUUAUCGGCAAAGUUUAAGUUACAAUAGUGAGGAUAUUUUGGUAAUAAAGGAAGCUAAACAAG